Molecule: messenger RNA, 2519 nt
Organism: Cannabis sativa
Lineage: Eukaryota; Viridiplantae; Streptophyta; Magnoliopsida; Rosales; Cannabaceae
Product: mitogen-activated protein kinase 9-like
Exons: 11
Coding region: 369-2183 (604 amino acids)
Biological process (GO): intracellular signal transduction; protein phosphorylation
Cellular component (GO): nucleus; cytoplasm
Molecular function (GO): ATP binding; MAP kinase activity
Source: RefSeq, a predicted model, not a curated record
UUUUAAACCAAAUCAAAGGAAAGAGAAAGAAAUUGUGUUCAUUGAUCAUUCAUUGAGUCCACAUCUCUGAAAUUUUUGCCUCCGCAACCUUCGGUUCCGGAGAAAGAAAAAAUCACACAAAUUUAUUAUUAAUUAAUUAAUUAAUUAAAUUUAGGAUAAUUAAAUUAAUAUAUAUUUCCAUAAAUACAAUCUCUUUGUUUCUUUCUCUCUCUUCUGUUCUGUUCUGUUUAUGUUGUAUUGUGUUCAGUAUUGAAUGUCAAAUCCAGCGAAGAAUUAGAUUUUGAAAGCGGGAAAUGCUGGAAUCGAUUGGCUGUGAAUCAAAAUCCUAAAAAGACUUUUUCUUUAUUACUUUCAACAAUUUUUUGUAUAUGGGGAGUGGAGCUACCUUAGUGGACGGUGUUCGUCGCUGGUUUCAACGUCGUCCUACUUCUUCUUCUUCUACCUCUACUUCUACUUCUUCAUCUUCUUCUUCUAUUGAUGAUAAUAAUAAUAAUAAUGAUGGUCUUCUAUCUCUGAAACAAGAAUCUCAAGGCCUUACUGUUGUUGAAGAAGAUUUUGAUUUUUCUGGAUUGAACCCUAUUAACGUACCCAUUAGGACCCAAUUCAAAAUUGGACAUAUGCAUACUCAAAAGAAGGGAGCAGAGGCAGAUUUCUUCACUGAAUAUGGAGAAGGAAGCCAAUAUGAGAUUCAGGAAGUUAUUGGGAAAGGAAGUUAUGGUGUUGUUGGUUCUGCAAUCGACACUCAUACUGGAGAAAGAGUUGCAAUUAAGAAGAUUAAUGAUGUUUUUGAACAUGUUUCUGAUGCUACUCGAAUUCUGAGAGAAAUUAAGCUGUUGAGAUUGCUUCGCCAUCCAGAUAUAGUUGAAAUAAAACACAUUAUGUUGCCUCCUUCACGACGGGAAUUUAAAGAUAUCUAUGUUGUUUUUGAGUUGAUGGAAUCUGAUCUUCACCAAGUAAUCAAGGCGAAUGAUGAUCUUACUCCCGAGCAUUAUCAGUUCUUUUUAUACCAGCUUCUUCGGGGUCUUAAAUACAUUCAUACAGCAAAUGUAUUUCAUCGCGAUUUGAAGCCUAAGAACAUCCUUGCUAAUGCUGAUUGCAAACUUAAGAUAUGUGAUUUCGGGCUUGCUCGAGUUUCUUUCAAUGAUGCCCCAUCUGCUAUCUUUUGGACUGAUUAUGUUGCCACUCGAUGGUAUCGUGCUCCUGAGCUCUGCGGUUCAUUUUUCUCAAAAUAUACUCCUGCAAUUGAUAUUUGGAGCAUAGGAUGCAUAUUUGCCGAAAUGCUUACAGGGAGGCCACUGUUUCCUGGGAAAAAUGUGGUACACCAAUUGGAUCUCAUGACCGAUUUGCUCGGUACACCCCCACCUGAAUCCACUGCAAGGAUUCGAAAUGAAAAAGCACGAAGGUAUCUUAGUAGCAUGCGAAGCAAACAACCGGUUCCAUUCUCACAAAAGUUCCCUAAUGUGGAUCCAUUAGCUCUUCGUUUACUGGAACGCUUGCUUGCAUUCGACCCUAAAGACCGUCCAUCAGCUGAAGAGGCACUAGCUGAUCCUUACUUUAUCGGUUUGUCAAAUGUGGAACGCGAACCAUCUACUCAAGCCAUCUCAAAACUCGAAUUUGAGUUUGAGCGUAGGAAAUUGGCAAAGGAUGACGUUAGGGAGUUGAUAUAUCGAGAGAUUUUAGAGUACCAUCCUCAGAUGUUGCAGGAGUAUCUUCGAGGAGGAGAGCAGACUAGCUUCAUGUACCCCAGUGGUGUCGAUCGAUUCAAGAGGCAAUUCGCCCAUCUCGAGGAACACUUUGCUAAAGGCGAUAGAAGCAAGAGUGGAAAAAGUACUCCCCUUCAAAGACAACAUGCUUCACUUCCAAGAGGACGUGUUACUGUCCCGAAGGAAAUCCUCGACGAGCAAAAUGAUGAUUUCGAAAGGAGAACUAAUGCUUCUGUUGCCUCAACUCUUGAUAGUCCAAGAGCACAACAGCCUGAUGGUUUACAGAGCGUAAAUACAGACACGCCCAGCAAAGCAAACCCGAACGUUCGUAGCUUGUUGAAGAGUAAUAGCAUUAGCGCUUCUAAGUGUAUAGGCAUGAAAACAACAACGAAAACUGAUUCGGAGGAUGAACCGAUUGCUGAGGUUAUGGAUGAGGCAGUUGACGGGUUAUCUCAGAACGUAGCAGCGCUUCGUGCUUGAUUCUGUCACAUGUUCCUUCAUUAUGUUCCGAAGGGGUGUGUUUUUUGCCACAAUUUUAUUAUGAAGAACUUCAUUUUCGCUUCGAGUUUGAUCCUAAGCUAACAAUAUCGAAAAGAUGAGGUUUUUCUCCUGUAAUUUUUUUACUCUUAUUGAUUUUUGGAAAGAAAGAACAAGAGAUAAUAUUUUGUUGCACAAUGUGUAACCAUAGAAAAGAAAAAAAGAAAAGUACUAAAGUGAGAAACAUUGCCAUUUUGUUUUUUAAUGUAACAAAGUUUAUUUUCACUUUGUUAAGGAUUUUAUUAUAUAUAUAUAUAAUAGAAAAAUGUUUUUUUUUUU